AUAAUUAUUUUAUUUUAGAUUUUGCAAUAAUUAAUUUAGUGCUAUGGUUAAGAUGGCUGAUUCUGCUGUUAGUGUACAGGUGGCUUUAAGGAUAAGGCCUUUAGUGGAAUCCGAAAUUUCUAAAGGAUAUGUUAAAUGUCUCGAAACAGUGCCAAAUGAACCUCAAGUUUUAAUAAAAGAUCUUUCGUUUACUUACAACCAUGUAUUUCCACCAGAAGUUUCGCAAGCCGAAUUUUAUGACACUGCUGUUAAGGGUUUAGUUGAUGGAUUGUUUAAGGGCUACAAUGUGACAAUAUUAGCUUAUGGUCAGACUGGCUCUGGAAAAACUCAUUCCAUGGGCACGGCUUAUUCAGGUGGGCCAGUCGAGGAGAUGGGUGUUAUACCAAGAGCAGUAAAAGACAUUUUUCAAAAAAUUUCAACUCUGAAGGAACAAUAUGAUUUUGGAUUACAAGUAUCAUUUAUGGAAUUAUAUCAAGAACAAUUAUUUGAUCUUUUAUCAAAAUCAAAUAGAGAUCAAAGUAUAGUUGAUAUCAGAGAAGAUCAACAAAAAGGAAUUGUAAUUCCUGGAUUAACCGAAAUUAAAGUAUUUAAUGCAAAAGAUACAUUAGAUUGUUUAGUUAGAGGAUCUCAUCGCAGAGCUGUAGGUGCAACUGCUAUGAAUAGUCAAUCCAGUAGAAGCCAUGCAAUAUUCACUAUCCAUAUACAACAGCAAAAAAUCAGUGAUGAAAAUAGUCUAACAAGUUGCAAGUUCCAUUUGGUAGACUUGGCAGGAUCUGAAAGAGCAAAUAAAACUAAAGCAACUGGUAAUCGCUUCCGAGAAGGUGUAAAAAUUAAUGAAGGAUUGUUAGCUCUGGGUAAUGUCAUAUCAAGAUUAGGCGAGGGCUGUACGGGUUUCAUAGGUUAUCGUGACAGCAAAUUAACAAGACUACUUCAAGAUUCGCUUGGGGGCAAUUCUGUUACUUUGAUGAUAGCUUGUGUAAGCCCAGCAGACUAUAAUUUAGAAGAAACAAUUAGCACAUUACGAUAUGCAGAUAGAGCAAGAAAAAUAAAAAACAAACCAGUUGUGAAUCAAGAUCCAAAGGCUGCUGAAAUUAUAAGAUUGAAAAACACUAUUCAGCAAUUGCGAAUGGAAUUAUUAGGAAAGGGCACUAUACAUGAAAAUGGAGAUGGCGACAACAAAAAUGAACUUGUACUGAAAUUGAGACAAGAGAUAAAGGAGUUACGAUUCAAAAAUAAUAAUUUAUUGAAAGCAUUAGAUUCAUCAGUAAUGGAGAUUGCAUGCUUGAAUGAGAAAGUAAUAUUAAAUGAAGCAUCAAAUGAACGAAUGACUCAUAAAUUGACGGAGAUGCGAGCAAUUUUUGAUGAAACUAAGGGAGAGUUAAGCACAAGUGAAAACUCAUCUAAUAAUAGUACUUUACAUAGAAUUAAAGAAAAAAUAGAUGAAAUGCAGAAAGAACUAAAAAAAGUUUCUACUGAUAUUUUGGACCAUGAUAUUGAAAAAAGACCUGUAUCAGAAGUGUCCAGUAAAUGUAGUGGUAUUCAAGAAGAUCUUCACUUAGAAUCGUCUGAAAGCAUUACUGAUCUUGAUGUAGAGGAACAACAAGAUAACCAUUUAUCUCAGCAGGCAGCUUUGACAACAGAGCUCCAACAAUUAAAUAAGGAAUUGGCUUGGAAGCAAACAUUAGUUGCACAAGUUGCACAAAAUCAUAUGAAUUUAGCUGAAUAUCAAGUAAAUAUAAGAGAAAAUGAAGAUGUCAUAAUUAAACUUCAGAAGGAGAGGGACGAGCUAAUGAUGCAAAUAAGAAAUAUGCAAAGUAAUGCUUCGUCCAAAUUGGCUGAAGAGAGAAGGAAACGUGUGCAGGCUUUAGAAACCGAGAUUGCAGAACUUCAGAAAAAAUUGAUACAACAGAAUAGAUUGCUAAAACUAAAAGAAAAAAAUGAUCAACGUAUAGCAACUUUAAAUAGUGAAAUCCAACAAAUCAAGGCCAGCAAAGUAAAAUUGAUAAGGACUAUGCGUGCAGAAUCAGAAAGCUUUAGAAAUUGGAAAAUUACACGGGAUCGUGAAAUGGCAAAAUUAAAAGAUCAAGAUCGUAAACGAGAAAAUGACAUGGCACGUAUGCAACAAAUGUUUGGCAAGAAGCACAACGUUCUCAAACGUAAAGUUGAGGAAACAAUAGCAACUAACAAGCGUUUGAGGGAUGCAUUAGAGAGACAAAAAAAUGCACAAACUAGAAGAUUACAGAUUGGCCCAGGCAAGGCUGACCAAGUACGUGCUUGGGUUGAACAAGAAGUGGAUGUAGCAUUGAGCACAGUGGACGCCCAAAAAACACUUGAGCAGUUAAUGGAAGAUCGUGCUUCACUUCAGCAGAAAUUAGAAAUCAUAAAAGCAAAACCAUUAUCAAAUAAUGAGAAUGAACAAACUCCUAAUGAAGAAAUCGAAAAGGAAAGAAAACAGCUUCAAGAUGAUAUUUCAUUCAGAACCGCACAGAUUGCUGAUUUACAAGAGAAAAUAAUAGCAUCAGAUCAGGAAAAUAAAGCAAAGUCGCGAUGGGAUAUCGUUCAAUCUCUUGGUGAAGCUAAAUAUGCUCUAAAACACUUAUUUGAUAUGAUUGCUGAAUCAAGACGUUCAGUUGAUGCCCAUAAAGAGCGCAGUACUGAACUGGAGGAUCAGCUAACAGAAGUAGUGGCGAAAGUUGCUCAAUGUCAACAGGAAAUGGAUAAGCUGCGUGAGCAGCAUAGACAUGAAUUGGCUGAAUUGGAAGGCGAAGGGGAGUACAAAAUUUCAGUCUUACUUCGUCAAUUAAGAUCUAAUGGUUCAAGUAAUACGAAAGAUGAGAAUGAUUUGGAGCAACGAAUAAAGUUCCAAGAACGAGAGCUGGAGCGCAUGGAUGCUGUACAAGCAGAGUUGGAAAACUACAAAAAGGAAGUAGAAGAGCUCAGGGAACAGUUGCAGGAAGUAAGGACAUAUGGAAACAGAAAGGAUAUUAAGAAUUGUAGAACACCUGAGAAAAAGGCUAAGAAAAUGAAACAAGAUCCAGAUCAUCUUAAGCUGGAUUUCGAGCCAAUGAAUUUAUCAGAAAGUGAUGAAGAGGUUUAUGCAGAUUCCGCUGAAAAUGAUCCCGAUUUUAGACUAACGCCUAUAUAUAAGCGAGUACAGUUAUCGAAGACACUGCCAAGGCAUAUGCGAGUGUCAGCAGGUGUUAAACGUAACAGCAAUGGUGAAAUCCAAUGUAACUGUAAAGGUAAAUGCCAAAACAGAUUAUGUGGUUGUCGCAAAAACAACAUGAAAUGUAGUAGCGCCUGCAAGUGCUCAAAAGAAAACUGCAAAAACAUGGCAGAAGAAGAGGAGGACUUUGGUUCAAAGAAUAUUAAGGAGGAGACUCCAGAUAGUAUAUGCAUAUCAGUACCUAAUAACACCAAAUCAGAUACUAGUGAAUGCAGGUGAUAUGUUUUUUCUUAAAUAUAAGAAUAUGUUAUGAGUAAUAAUACUGACAAUAUUUUCAAGAUUAUUACUCAAAAGACUGAAUUAGAUGUUUAAUAAAUUAGUAUAAAAGAAUCAACAUUUAAAUGAGAAGUAGUUAUAAGUAAUUUCAUGAAUUUCUUCUUAGAUUGG
Messenger RNA from Ctenocephalides felis (cat flea), 3613 nucleotides. RefSeq names its product chromosome-associated kinesin KIF4A-like. The coding region runs from base 44 to 3445 and encodes 1133 amino acids. The transcript is spliced from 15 exons. NCBI's taxonomy places the organism in Eukaryota, Metazoa, Arthropoda, Insecta, Siphonaptera, Pulicidae. The record is from RefSeq and is a predicted model, not a curated record. Gene Ontology annotation, molecular function: ATP binding; microtubule motor activity; microtubule binding. Gene Ontology annotation, biological process: mitotic spindle organization; microtubule-based movement.